AUGGAAGAAGAUAAUAACGAGAAUGCUGGUUUAGGCAUAGUGAUAACUGUCACAGUUAUCGUCGCAGCGGGCAUUGCAGCCUAUGAGAGCCCAGAGGUUCAAAGAUGGCUUGAUACCUCUCGACGGAAGAUAGCCCUCGCUCUACACAGCCUUGGAGAUGGCAUCAGCCCAGAUAAACAGCGUACGCCGCAAAGAGAUGAUAUAUCUAUGGUUGAGGCUACCGGAAUAGAAGCAGAGGAAAGAAGACAAAGGGCUAGGGAAGAUAUUAUGAGACGCCAUGCUCUACUAACUGCAAAACGACGUGCCACUUCUGAGGGCAGCAUGAGCAGUUUUGAUAAACUUGUGGAUAGCGAAGGGCGGCUAAAGGAAACUAAACUGUUUGACAAGGAACCAGAGGGCUCAGUCUCUAGGUCUUCGGGGGUUCAAAUGCCUGACCUGUCCCGGGUAGUGCCUGUGAACGUAAAACAAGGAGAUUCAAACGCUACUUCCCAUUCAGUGUCCAUGGUUAUCCCUGGCAUCAAUCCGGACCAACGUCGUGCGCUUAUCGAGAAAUUGCAGCUAAAUACCUCUCCUGCAUCGACUCUGGAUUCAGAGACAUCCUCCCACCAUCCAUCUGAAUCUCUAGUGAAUCUAACCCCGACUUCUGAGUUCCCGGACACAGAUUUCCAAGCUUCUAUUCACGUUAGUGAACAAGACAUACCCGUCCAAAAUGGCUCUUCUUCGGCCUCCCAUACUGAAGAUGGGGAGUCGGAUUUCUACUACGCUCACCCUGAUCAUCCUAACCAAGCCACCUCCCACACAGAUGGGGUUCUCUUUGACGCUGACGGCAGCCAUACCCCAGUCACUCAACCAUCACCUGCACCAUCCGUCACUUCUAGCUUGAGCCACAUCAACCACGAUCCGUUUGAGUCUGUCUCUGACGACUCAAUUAGUGACAUUGUUCAAUCACGGGACGAUGUUUACACGCCUGUUAGCUGGUCUGAAGUUGGGAGUGUCACCAGUAGCAAUGACGGAGGUCAUGCAUAA
This is a messenger RNA of Trichophyton verrucosum HKI 0517, 1026 nucleotides long. RefSeq lists its product as uncharacterized. The transcript has a single exon. Bases 1 to 1026 code for a protein of 341 amino acids. Lineage: Eukaryota; Fungi; Ascomycota; Eurotiomycetes; Onygenales; Arthrodermataceae. The record is from RefSeq and is a predicted model, not a curated record.